Arabidopsis lyrata subsp. lyrata is the source of this 767-nucleotide messenger RNA. RefSeq names its product late embryogenesis abundant protein. The transcript is spliced from 2 exons. Gene Ontology annotation, biological process: response to water. NCBI's taxonomy places the organism in Eukaryota, Viridiplantae, Streptophyta, Magnoliopsida, Brassicales, Brassicaceae. Bases 121 to 606 code for a protein of 161 amino acids. The record is from RefSeq and is a predicted model, not a curated record.
CUGCGGCACGUGUCAUGACCAUGCACAUGAAUGAUGAAUGUAUAGUACAUAUAAUGUUCACGCAAACGCAUAAUGUACUCGCUAGCAAACGUUUGAUUGAGACUUGAGAAACUUCUAACAAUGGCGGAUCUGAAAGACGAACGAGGAAACCCGAUCUAUCUCACAGACGAACACGGGAAGCCGGCUCAGCUCAUGGAUGAGUUUGGUAACGCCAUGCACCUUAAAGGUGUGGCAACCACCGUUCCUCACCUUAAGGAGAGCAGCUACACCGGUCCACACCCAAUCACUGCCCCUGUCACCACCACCAAUACUCCUCACCACGCACAACCAAUCUCCGUGUCCCACGACCCUCUUCAAGACCAUGAUCUCCGCUGGUUCGGCACCAACUUGCCGGAGGAGGACUGGGAGGAUGGUGAAGGAGCAAGGAGUAAAACUACGGAAGAAACUAAAUCGAAGCUAGGCGUCAACAACCCAUCAGCUGCAACCGUAACAGGAACAGGAACAGGAACAGGAUCAGGAUCAGGAUCGAUUCAAGAGCCCCACGAGAAGAAAGGUUUCUUUAAGAAGAUCAAGGAGAAACUUUCUGGCCACCGUAAUUUAAUGUGAAAGUUACCAUACGGAUGGUCAUGAUUACUUGUAAUCACAAUCAUGGGCUUAAAUCAUCUUCGAAUUAUUGUUUUUUUUUGUUGUUGUUGUUAUUGUAAUUCUUGUUAAACAAAAUGUGUAAUUGUGUUAAAGUGUUGUUGGCAUUUCAACGUUGAUUACCU